This is a messenger RNA of Ceratina calcarata, 5962 nucleotides long. RefSeq names its product Ecdysone-induced protein 75B. Gene Ontology annotation, biological process: negative regulation of transcription by RNA polymerase II; positive regulation of transcription by RNA polymerase II; hormone-mediated signaling pathway. The record is from RefSeq and is a predicted model, not a curated record. Gene Ontology annotation, molecular function: zinc ion binding; nuclear receptor activity; RNA polymerase II cis-regulatory region sequence-specific DNA binding. Lineage: Eukaryota; Metazoa; Arthropoda; Insecta; Hymenoptera; Apidae. The coding region runs from base 345 to 2603 and encodes 752 amino acids. The transcript is spliced from 3 exons.
UCAGUCGGCGGUGAUGCUGUCUCGCGUUUGCACGCGUUUUACUGUCGCGCUCCUUUCUUCGACUCCGUCGCGCCGUGUGCGUACAGCAAACCCGAGCGUGCACGCGCGAAAAAUAACGUCGUCGGAGUGACUACUUGACCGCGCAGCGACGAUAGUCAGCCGAUAGCCGUGGUUCAAUCGCAGGCAAGAGGAAGCGUAGAUAUAAACGGGCGACAGUUUAGCCGCGUGUAUGCUGUGCCGCGCGAGUUACAAGAGUGACCGUUCCGAUGGGAGGUUGAUUUCGGUGCGCAGUGCAGUUCGCUCCGAAGCUAAACGCCGCAGACACGAUUAAGAGGUUUUUCGUCAUGGGAGACGAGUUACCUAUAUUGAAGGGAAUCCUCAACGGAAAUGUCAACUAUCCUAAUGCACCGGUGCGAUUCGGCCGUGUGCCCAAGCGUGAGAAGGCCAGGAUUCUGGCUGCUAUGCAGCAAAGCUCCCACAGCCGCUCUCAGGAAAAGGCAGUAGCCGCCGAGCUGGAGGACGAGCAACGGCUACUCACCACCGUCGUUCAGGCACAUCUGGACACAUGCGACUUCACUAGGGACAAGGUGGCCCCGGUCCUGGUCAGAGCCAGAGAAACGCCUAACUACACCGCGUGUCCACCGACCUUGGCAUGCCCCCUGAAUCCAAAUCCCCAGCCAUUAACCGGGCAACAAGAACUACUACAAGACUUCUCGAAGAGGUUCUCGCCGGCGAUCCGAGGCGUGGUAGAAUUUGCGAAACGCAUUCCUGGAUUCACGUUGCUAGCGCAAGACGACCAGGUGACUUUACUAAAGGCCGGCGUGUUCGAGGUGUUACUGGUCAGGCUCGCGUGUAUGUUCGACGCCCAAACGAACAGCAUGAUCUGCCUGAACGGACAAGUGCUCAAACGCGAAUCGAUCCACAACAGCAGUAACGCGAGAUUCCUGAUGGAUUCGAUGUUCGACUUCGCCGAGAGGGUUAAUUCCUUGCGACUAUCGGACGCUGAGCUCGGCCUGUUCUGCUCAGUAGUAGUAAUCGCCGCUGAUAGACCUGGACUGCGUAACACCGAACUGAUCGAGCGUAUGCACAACAAAUUGAGGAACGCUCUUCAAACGGUGCUGGCCCAGAAUCAUCCCCAGCAUCCAGACAUCCUUCGAGAGCUAUUGAAGAAGAUCCCAGACCUGAGAACUCUGAACACCCUACAUUCGGAGAAAUUAUUAGCCUUUAAGAUGACGGAACAACAGCAGCAGAUGCAGGCCCAACAGCAGCAGCAACAGACGCAGCACGUGAUUACAGUGCAACAGCCACAACAACCUUGGCCGAAGGAAGAGGAACCCGGCUCCUGGGGCUCGGCCUCGGACGUCACCUUGGACGAAGCUGUGAAAAGUCCGUUGGGUAGCGUGUCGAGUACCGAGAGCACCUGCAGCGGAGAAGUCGCCUCCUUAACGGAAUAUCACCACGUGGCUCCUCCGAGUGGUCACCACGCGUCCAGCGCGCCGCUUCUAGCCGCGACGCUGGCCGGAGGUCUGUGCCCUCAUCGUCGGCGAGCGAACUCCGGCAGUACGAGCUCCGGCGAGGACGAACUUCACCGCGCGUCGCUCUCGAAAACGCCUCAACCCCCUCAGUGCCCGCGAUUUCGCAAGUUGGACUCUCCUAGCGACAGCGGAAUCGAGUCAGGAACUGAGAAACCUGACAAACCGGCUAGCAGCAGCGCGAGCAGCGCGCCUACCUCGGUCUGCUCCAGCCCGCGUUCCGAGGACAAGGAAGUGGAAGACAUGCCUGUGCUAAAACGAGUGCUCCAAGCGCCGCCGUUGUACGACACCAACUCUUUAAUGGACGAGGCUUACAAGCCUCACAAGAAGUUCCGAGCGCUGCGUCAGAAGGACAGCGCGGAGGCCGAGCCAGCUGUGAUCGUGCAGCACACGCAAUCCCAGUUGCAUCUGCAUUUGACCUCGCCGCCGGCGCGGAGUCCGUCGAACCAGCCGCAGCAGAUUCAAUGCCCUCAGACGGCGAGUUUGUUGAGCAGCACGCAUUCGACGUUGGCCAGGAGCCUGAUGGAGGGGCCGCGGAUGACGGCUGAGCAGUUGAAGCGCACGGAUAUCAUUCAUAACUACAUAAUGCGCGGUGAGGCCAGCCCGAAAUCUCCGCCCGUGUCGCCGUCGCCGGCGGAGCAGUGCGCGUCGACGACUACGAUCAUCGCGCGUACGUCCCAAGGAUCUCAAGGGUUGCUACAAUGCGCGACGAGCAGCUACUCGACGAGCAGAUGGCCGGCUACCUCUGUCAUCACGACGACGACGGGCGCCCGGCAGCAGCAUCAGCAGCAACAGCAACAGUCUUCCUCGGACUACCUCAUGGUCGGUAACUCGCCGGCAUCGUCGCCAAAGUACCUGUCCGCGGCGGCGACGAGUAGUACGAGCACGAGUCCGCGGCCAGCGUCGAGCACCGCGGCGACGCUCGUGCUGUCCGGCUGCCCGAGCAACAUGAUGGAGCUGCAGGUGGACAUCGCGGACAGCCAGCAACCGUUGAACCUGUCGAAGAAGUCGCCGUCCCCGUCGCCGAGGCCGCUCGUCGGCCCGUGCAAGGCUCUGUCCCUCGAGGCGUAGUGCGAAAUCCCGUGAUCAGACCGAUCAAAGAGCGAAGGGGGUAACGCCUUCACCGGUGAGCGCACGGCCCGUGGUGUUGUUUCUAUUCAUUUCGCUCGCGACUGACGCGCGUUGUCGUUGGUGUCGCGAUAAACUGAUGUUCUGCUUCGCGUCGCUCCCUCCUCCCGUGUGACGGACGAUGGAAAAGUGCCAGGACGCUCAGAGCGCGUGAUAAACCAAAUAAUUUAUUAAUUUAAACUAUAUCGAUAUUUGCGCGAGGACAGCGACGAGGAUGACAGUCGUCCGGGGCCGCGACGGUCCCGGUGAUACGUGAUAUAAUAACGUCGUAAAGGGGAGGAGAGUGUUUGUGCAUGACGCGGGAGGGACCGUCUGUUUCUGAUCGUAUUUUGUUUCUUUACUCUUUACGUGUCGUAAUUCGAUGGACGCUGAAUCGAACGCUGGACACGCGAGUGCCCGAUAGACAAGGAGAUGCAAGUGUCGUGUUUGGAAUUCACCCGCAUAAACGGAAGUUAACACCUGACCAUCCACCCACCUACCACCCAUUGACGAGCUGCGGUAACAACGCGAGAGGGGAGGCUUCGUUCGAAGUGAUUUAGAACGACGGCCCUGUCGAUGCCCCUUCGCACGAGCUGGAGGAGCAGGAGCAGGAGGAGGAGGAACAGGAGGAGGAGGAGGAGGGGGGAGUACAAGGUGAGGAAGAGGAAUUCUGUGAACGCGAGGAAGGGGAGGAUCGAGAGUGUUGCAGAUAAAGAAAUGAGAAAUAAUCUAUCUUACAUGUGAUAAUCAUGGAAAUCGCGCAUCCUGUACAGUACUCCACCUCAUUCAUCGAUCAUCUACUCUACUAUAAUUAUUGAAUAUUAUUAAAAAGUAAUUAAUAUUAUUGUAACAUGUGUAAGGUAUAAUAAUCGUAAACGAAGAAACGUUAUCAUCUUGUGUAUGUGCGCGUAGAGAAAAGUAAAAGGACGAGUGUCUGUGAGAAAAAGAGUACGUGCGAGAGAGAGUGAGAGAGAAUUGGUGCAUGAGAAAUCGACCAGGAACAAAACAAAAAAAAUUAAGCGAGAUGCAAACGUGAUGCGAGCGAGUGGAACGCGUGAGCGUGCAUGUGCAAGUGAGUCGGGGCAAAAAUCGCAGAAAAAAGUGAAUUCGAACGCGGAAAAAUUGUAUCGAUAGGAGUAAAAUGAUAAAUGAUAACGAAGAAAGAAAGGAACGAGAAGUGAUGAGAGGAACGGCUUCUUUUAGCAGUCGGAAACGUAAGUUUAGAGGAACGACGUAUUCUUCUAAAUAUGUAUAUGAGACUGAUCCGGCCCGCCGCCGCGGCCUCCAGAGUUUGCAAUCAACCAGUACGUAUAUGUUUGUAAAAGCGGACAAAUUUGUGUCUCGUCUCCGUCUAAUAAACGAGUCUGACCAAUAAAAUGUUGUCUAUAUAGUUUCCUGUUCUUCUCUCAAACCAUCCAGACCUCGACACCACGUCGAGACCAUCCCUUAUGUUAAAAAACUAAAAGAUAAAAAUAAAAUAGGUAGAGCUACGUGUUCGCACGUUCGGGUAAAAAAUGGAGCAACGAGAUGGACCCGGUUAGCGUAGCGCGGAGACGGGACGCAAUGUGACGAAUUAGGAAGUGAGAGCGUGUGAGAUGCGUGCGUGCGCGAGCGAGCGAGAGAGAAACUGGAGCACGGAGAGUGAUGAGGAAAGCUUUAGAACGACGAGAGCUGAUUUAAUUAAACAGGCAAACGGUACCAGAGAAUAUCGCGCGGUAGUAAUCGGCAUUACAAAGAAAAAAAAAAAACGAGACGGAAACAAGAAAGAACGUAGUGUAUAUAGUAGUAGAUUCGUAAGGCUAAGUCCUAGGAGGCGCGAGUGAACAUUUGCUUUACUUUUUCGAAAAACGCUCGGUAAGAGACAGAGGGAAAUUAGUAGAGGGACGAGAGAAGCCGGAGAGAUUAUGAACGCGGCGGGCCGCCGUGUUGUCGAGUCGUCCCGCAACCCUGUUUUGCCCCUCCACCCCCGCCGAAGCCCCGUAGUGGUGCAGCCGAGAAGCAUCGACAGGACACAGCAUAAGGCAAAUAGAACAGGGAAUUAUUGUUAAAACAGAUGCUAAUGGUAACAAGAAAAUAGCACACUGGAUCGUGGCGAGAGAACACGCAGCAACCAUAGGGAACACGAGAAAACGCAACGCUGAAUGUAACGACCGACGAUUAUACAUGUGCACAGACGAACGCCGAGAGGAACGCGUAGGCCGCGGAGAGGAGAGAAACGCGUACAGUAUAUUGUGCGUUAGCUAGACACCGCCGAGAAAUCAGUAUGACGAGUGAGAAAGUAAGAGAGACCGAGUGAGUGCGAGAAUAAUUGUAAGGGCAAAAUAUGUAAACGCGAGAUCACGGAGGAACGAAGGAAAACAGUUAGAGACGGAGAUAGAGAUAAAUCUGCUCGAUGGGCACGCAGAACACACCGUUGCUACAUUUUUUGAGCGCAGCACCGUUCGGAUCCCUCCUCGAUAUCACGCAAGCUGAAACGUUGAGACACACGAACAGAGAAACCCCGAGACGACCUUCGUAUUAGGAAACCGCUCAGUGUAUUUAUUGUACUCGAAGACUAGAGUCAUUCCCUCUUUUCACGCUGUGUAUCAAUCACAACCGACAGACGAUGACACACGAAGACACGUACAGAUACACAUACACACACACACACACACGCCUCCUUCCCCGACUCGUUUUCGAUCCCUCUUGCUGUCACCCGUGCUAACGACCCCCGGAAACGAACGCACCCUUGUUUCCUUCCUGCAGAUUUAGCCGAACCCCGGUAGAGGAGAGCCAAGCUUGAAACAGUUUCGUCGAUCGACCCGCGACCGUCCUGGUUUUAAUCAUGCGCGUAUCAUAUAUCUAAUUACGCAGGCGGUCGCAAUUAUUAUUUCGCAUCUCAGCUAAUUGUGACAGAACUGCAAUUCUUGUGAACCUCCCCCGUCCGAGUAUAACUGUCCAGAGAGCGAGAGAGAGAGAGAGAAAGAGAGAGAGAGAGAUUGAGAUGUCUUAUUUCUCCCGAGAUUCCUAAUAAUGUUUUACACGGUCCCAACCCUUCCCGAACAGUCCUCAUUAUCUUGGAUAUGUCCCCCACAAGCGAACUAGCGUUGAUAUUCGUAAUACUUGUUAUGCAUAAACUACACAUAAUGAUUAUUAUAGUAAACGAUUACAUAAAGUAUGAUAUAUUUCUCUAUCCAUUAAGAAAGGAGGAACGCAAGCAGCUGUUGUUUCUUGGUGGAAGAACCUCGACGAGAAACCCGUCGUAAGCGAGAGUAUUGGCAGAGUGCGAACAACAAUGAGCUAUUGGGAAUGAGAGAGAGAGAGAAAGGAAGCGUAAGGGAAAA